This is a messenger RNA of Octopus sinensis (East Asian common octopus), 2633 nucleotides long. RefSeq names its product USP6 N-terminal-like protein. The transcript is spliced from 13 exons. Bases 147 to 2189 code for a protein of 680 amino acids. The record is from RefSeq and is a predicted model, not a curated record. Lineage: Eukaryota; Metazoa; Mollusca; Cephalopoda; Octopoda; Octopodidae.
CCUCACCAGAAUCAAGUCAAAGAUGACUUCACUCCUAAUAACUGGACGGCCUCUCAUUUCUCUAUCUUUUCCUGUCUUCAAAUCUCACUAUGUUUGUUGAAAUUAUUAACAACCAAAAGUAUAGGACACCUACACCUACCUAGCUGAUGAAUGUUGUUUGUUUUGGCUUUGUCAUGGGAUCAUUUUUACAGCUUUAUAUACAGUUUGAACAUUCAGAUAAGCUCAGUGAUUAUGAAGAACUACAACGAGCUGCUAAAGAAAGAGAAGAAAUCUGGCAGAAAUAUGACAAGGGUAGAGAAGAAGGGGCUGAAAUUGAGCCCUGGGAAGACCCCGAAUUUUCUGUGUAUCACGUUACUGAUCGCUAUGGUUUUAUCCAUGAGCAUCGUUUGCCACCAACAUCAAGUUCUGAGGUGAAGCUGAGGCAACAAGAAUAUGAAAGAAGUCAGAAAUGGAUGAAGAUGUUGAGAAACUGGGAUAAAUAUUAUGGAGGAGAAAAGAUGGCACGCCGGGUGUACAAAGGUAUUCCUGAGAGAAUGCGUGGAAUUGUGUGGGCACGACUUCUUGAUGUAAAGAAAGUAAAAUCAGAGCAAGAAGGAAUCUAUGAGAAAAUGAUAAUGCGCUCAAGAAAAGUUUCACCAUAUAUCAAACAGAUUGAUAUGGACGUGAACCGAACCUACCGAAACAACAUAAUGUUCAGAGAUAGAUAUGGCGUGAAACAAAAAGCAUUGUUCAAUGUAUUGUCUGGUUACUCAAUGUACAACACAGAGGUUGGCUAUUGUCAAGGAAUGAGUGAAAUAGCUGCUCUACUUCUGAUGUACCUGGAUGAAGAGGAUUCUUUCUGGGGUCUUUCACAAUUACUAACUGACAAAAAACACGGAAUGCAUGGUUUGUUUAUGCCUGGUUUUCCGAAACUGAUCCGACUUCAAGAACACCAUGAUAACAUUCUUCGAAAGUAUUUGGGAAAACUUCGAAAGCAAUUGUUGAGGCAAGAAGUGUAUCCAUCAUUGUAUAGCAUAAAAUGGUUUUUGCAAUGUUUCCUUGACAGAACACCAUUUUCCUUAAAUUUACGACUGUGGGAUAUCUUUAUACUUGAAGGAGAACGGUUGCUUGUGGGUAUGGCAUACAACAUUUGCAAAAUGCAUCGGAGAAAGCUUGUUCGAAUGCAAAUGGAUGAAAUCCUGAAUUUUCUCCAUUAUCAGUUAGAGAAGGAUUUUGGUUAUGAUGACGACACAGUCAUUGAUCAGCUACAGUUAAGUUUAGAUGAACUCCGUAAAGGUAAAAUGGAUGUUGGGCCAAAACCAAAAUCAAACGAGUUUCCAACAUUACCAUUUGGUUUAGAUAUCCAACCAAGCAUUGAACAAUACAUCAACAAGAAACCCAUUGAAUCACUUGAUGAACAUUUCCGCAAGAACACACGAAGUGGGAAGUCCUACUCACGGAGACGAGCCACAAGCAGUAGUACUACCCCUGAAUUAUCUCGAAGUCGAGCUGACACGAGAUCAAUGCAGUCAGGUCAAUAUUCAGAAUACUCAACCGAUGAUCGAUCGUCAUAUUAUGAUACAGCAACUAACUCUCGACUGUCUUUGCUUGAUUUCAACUCUAGAACAUCCAACCAGAGUUCAAGGACUUCCUUUGCAGAUGCCUCCGACAUUAGUUUGUCAAUUGGAAUGGACAGUACCACAAAUAUAGAUGAAGUUGAUGCUGCUUCAGUUGAUGCUGGUUCGGCUGAGACAGCUCGCGAGUUUAUGAUUGGUUCAAAGACACCUGAAGGCAUGAUACUUGAUAGUGAACAUGAUAAGACUGCUGGUGAAAAUGUCCAAACCCCUGAUUAUGAUAAUCUUUAUGACAAAGACAAUGACACAAAUAAAGAUACUCAAAUAAUACCUUCGAGUAUCCCCAUCAGUAAGUCAGAUGGGUUUAUUGUUAAUAAAACUCCAGCAACAAAACAAAACCUCACCAAUGGAUUUGGCCAACAGUCAGAUCAUUGCGAAAAUAUGCUCAAAGUCUCUUCAUCAGAUCAUUAUAUCAGUGGAGUACAAGAAACAUUUCAAGAGCAGAAUGGUUUCUUAGAGAAACAAGAUUUAAACCUUAGCACUGCCACUGUUGCACCACCGGCUGUAGUCACUAUGCCAGCUAAAGAGGUGUCCACUAUCCAAAUGUCAAAACCCAGUGUGUAUAUGUACAUGUAAACAAAUCAGAAUAUUUUGUACUUAAAAUUCCUUUCACUUCGUCCCUUGAAAGCAAUCGUUUAAAUAUAACAACAUGAAUUUUAAAGAACUUACCUGAAGAAACAACCAAAGUGUUUCAAUGUACAAAUCUGCUUCCAUAAAGACUUUCUAUACCCCCCAGACCCUAUAUUUUUCUUUCUUACAUUCACACCACCCAUCACUCCAACAACAUUCUCUUCUAUUUUUUAUUCUUAUUUAUCUAUGUAUUUAUUUUUCUCCAUAUCUCUGCAACAACAACAACUAGCAGAUUCUGACAGAUCAAUGUGGUUGUUAACUCCUUGUUUGGAUACUCUUUCCUUUACCUUAUCUCAAACACACACACACACCAUCUAUAUAAAUAUGGAUUUCAUGCUUUCAGACUGCGUAUGUGUGUGUGCAUAUGUAUAUAUGUGUGUGCAUAUGUAU